AUGAUUCCCAAUUGGGACAGCUUGAGUGCGAAGAAUGAGGCUUUAAUGGCAGUUUAUGUGGCGGAUGCCUAUUUUGAACUAGAGAAGUACUCUUUAAGUCUGCUGAGCUAUUUUCGAGCCCUGCAACUGUACCCUGAAGUAUCACGCUCUAUUCAUAACAAGCACUUCUCUGAUACUGAAGUUAGAUUUCGAUAUCACAAGUGUUUGGUGAAAGAAAAGAAGUACGAAGAAGCACUGGCUGUUUUGGCGAAAAUACCUGGUCAUCAAUACAUUCCUAAAGUACGCUAUGCAAUGGCAAAACUUUUGGCUGGAAAAGAUCACAAGGGAGUAAACAUGUCAAUUUUAUACCUUCAAGAUGUUUUCACAAACUGCAAUAGCGCGUUUGGUUGUCUGGCUGCUGUUCUUAGGAGUGGCGCUUCCAUUGCAGCGAACGUGGAUAUCGAUGCAAUUUCGGAAGGGCUAGAAGGUUCUGGUGCUGCUAAUCUAACGACUUGGCUUGAGGCGCAGAAACUUCUUGGUGCUGGGCAAACUGAACAGGCUCUUAAGGUCAUGUCGCUCUUGGGAACUAAUAAUCCGAAAAUCCUCACCGAGAUGGGUUUAGUGUACAAUAGCUUGGGCAUGCGUCAUGAAGCUCGUUCCGAGCUGGCCAAAGCUCAUUCGCUUGACAGCGAGCAGCACUAUGCCAUGGAUACGUUAGCUCUGUUGUUUGCACAGAAUACACCUCCCAUGGCUAAGGAGCUAGAAUCAUUGGCUACUCAGUUGAUGAACUCAGAUGAGAACACUGUGGAAGCAUGGAUUGCUUUCGGACAUUGUGCACGAUGCCAAGGGAAGCUCAAAACGGCAUUGUAUUUCGCUCAUAAAGCAUGUAACAAGACUACGCUAGGUGAUAAACCAAAAUCUGAAGCCAUGAUGUUGAAAGCACUUGUGCUCCUUGAUCUUGAGAAGUUUGAUGACGCAAUGCGUCAUUUGAGUGCAGCCAUCAAACGGGACCUCAAAAACAUUGAUCUGUACGAAUUGCAGAUAGUCACUUACCUACAGCGAGAAAAAAUCCGCGAAGCUCGCGCAGCGGUGGCCAUUUGUAUGCAGAAUCUUCCAAAUUCACCUCGAGCACGAGUUCUCAAGGCGCAAGUGUUACUUGCCACUCCAAGUGGAAAGGAGGAAGCACAAACAAUCUUAGAAGAGGUGGUGUUCGCUCACCCAUAUCUUCUCGAAGCAGUGUGGUUACUCAUAAGUCAGUAUGACAGUACCCACAAUUAUCAAAAAGGCACAGAAGUGUUGAAAAAAUUAACUGAGAAUUCUAUGGUUCCUUUUCAUUCAAUGGGUCGGUUGCACCAUCAACUUGGAGAAUUUUUGUCAAAAACGGGGAUGCCAGCGGCAGCAUAUCAUCAUACCAAUCUCGCGCUCACGAAACAGUGCGAAGAGGCUGCAGUCCAGAUGACACAUUUGGAACCGACGUUGUCGUUCCAUACCCCUCCCAUGCCAACUACUCCUACUUGUGCCCCAUCCGAGUGUCCUGGAGCCCCUCGUAUCCGCGGGAGACAUCGACAUGCGACUCCUGGAUCAGCGGCAACCUCUGUGGCUGGUGACUCUGAGGGACGUGGUGUGAGAUUGUUUUCGUUUGAUUCCCCAGUGGAUGAUACUGGUGCAGAAGCGAUGGAUGUUCCUUCAGAAUAA
Messenger RNA from Ostertagia ostertagi, 1674 nucleotides. Lineage: Eukaryota; Metazoa; Nematoda; Chromadorea; Rhabditida; Trichostrongylidae. The record is from the annotation of a GenBank genome assembly.